AUUUCACUUCAGUGAUAUGAAUGUUAUUGACGGGGAUGGUUGUGUUUCGGUUUACAGUUCCGCAUAGAAUGAGUGUUUAAAAAAAUAAAUCAUAACUCAACUUGAUCUGUGUAAUAAAUAAUCGGUUGCGGGGUACUUCAGAUGUUUUUUUUUGCGAAAAUUGUACAAUUAAUUAUGUGAGUGACAUCGCAGGAAAAUGAUUGUUUGAGCGAAAAAGACUAAAAUAAAAUUUAAAAAAUUUAAAAAUAGUGACCGAGAAUGAAAGUUAAAAUUAAUUUUUAACGUAAUUUGGUUCGGAAGUAGUUGUAUACCAGAAUUCAAGAAUUCAGCAGUGUACGAGUCCUUUUCCCCUAUAAAAAAUAAAUUAUGUGAAGCAUUCAAAUAAAUCGGUUUUUGAUUGCGAUGUAUAAUGUAAAAUGAAACAUGAAUUUUUGGAAAACUUAAAUAAUUGUAACGAGGGCACAUCAUUCUUAUGCAACGAAAAUGAAUUUCCAUCUUAUCCAGUUCCAGUAGGACGGCGUUUGAAGCAGUUGCACCAGCCAGCCCAUAAGGAAAUUAAUCAUCAAAGUGACAUUAUUAAUCGAAGCCAAAACAAACGGACACUUAAACUCGAUUUGCUACCUGAUGAUGAAACAACAAACAAAUCAAAAUACCAACCAACCAUGAGUUCAGCAGCGAAUAAUAUAAAUCAACACAACACUACCAGCAGCACCGGGUAUCAUAUAGGGCUGUAUGGAUGGCGAAAGAAAUGCCUUUUUAUACUCAUUUUAGGAUUAAUGGUACUAAUUAUAGUAAAUUUAGCGUUAACCUUAUGGAUAUUGAAAGUGAUGGAAUUUUCAUCGGAAGGUAUGGGACAACUUAAAGUUGUUGCUGGUGGACUUCAAGUUAUAGGUCAAACACUAGUGCUGGACAUACUAAGAGCUUCCACAAUUAAAUCUCGUUAUGGCCAAGCGAUUUCAUUAGAAUCGUCAAGAAAUUUUUCAAUCAACACCCGCGAUUGGGAAGGAAACAUUGAAAAUAAUCUAUUCCUCGGUCACGAUAAAAUGGAGGUGCUUGCCCAUAGUUUGAAAAUAAAGGACACACAUGGUGCGGUUCUAUUUUCGGCCGACAAAAACGAAGUAAUGAUUGGAGCUAAUUCGUUACGGAUCGAUGGAGACGGCGGAGCUGUGUUUCGGGAAUCCGUACAGACGUCUGUUAUUAGAGCGGAGCCUGGUCGAGAAUUAAAAUUCGAUUCACCAACACGAUCGCUGCAUAUUAGUGCUGGUCAGGACAUAUUUAUAAAAUCGGGAGCGGGAAGCAUAGACGCUAGUUGCCUUAAUGACAUCCGACUACACUCGGAAGCUGGAAAUAUUCGAUUAGAUUCAUCCAGCAUUUUCCUACCAAAUUUGAAAACCGCACAACCACCCACUCCAGGCGUAUCGUCAUCACACGAUCAUAAUCACAAAAUUUAUCAAUUAUGCGUUUGUGGAAAUGGCAAAUUGUUUCUGGCUUUGUCUCAUAGUAUUUGCGCCGGUGACGAAUCGACAGUGUGCAGAUGAUUCUACUGAUAAAGUUUCUGUGUCGAAAAUGAGUGUUAAAAGUGUCGACAAAGUAAUCAGCAAUUUAUCAAGCCUUAGUCAUAUACUUGUACAGUAGUGUCAAUCCGAGUGAGAGUUAAUCGAGCAAUCCGAGGCUGUCUCACUCGGGGGUGACGGUAGUGAACGUGAACAUACAGUAACAUUAUGAUAUAACAUUCGAUGUGUGUAAAUAAAUUAAUCAUUUUUGUGAAACCCCCCCCAUCAUAUCAGUUCCGUGUCCUGUAAAUUAUUGAGAUCCAGGCGUUUUACGUGAACUUUUUUUUUUGUUUCAUUGAUAGACGAAGAGAAUGUUAUAUAAAAAGCCAUGCAAAUUGGAAGUUAGUUGAUUAUUAGCAUAACAAAAAAGAAAAUUAAAAAUGAUGAAAAAUGAGUAAACUAAAA
This is a messenger RNA of Bradysia coprophila, 1958 nucleotides long. It is a transcript of the gene Scgdelta, whose product is annotated as sarcoglycan delta. Lineage: Eukaryota; Metazoa; Arthropoda; Insecta; Diptera; Sciaridae. Gene Ontology annotation, cellular component: sarcoglycan complex; membrane. The record is from RefSeq and is a predicted model, not a curated record. Gene Ontology annotation, biological process: heart contraction.